CGAAGAGUGCGCAGUUCUAUCUAAAUCGUAAGGCAAGAAAUGCCAUUUUAACAUUAGAUCUAACGGGGGCUAGUCAGAAAACCUAAUACACAAACUUUUAGCGGUAUGAAGACUUUGCUCAUUGGUUUGGGAUUGACACUCGCGGUAGCAGCCGUAACCGCAAAAACAUGUGAACCUAAACGCUACAGCGUCGUAUGCUAUCUUGCCAGCUGGUCAGUAUACCGCGACGGUAAAGGUGCCUUCAAUAUCAGUUAUAUUCUUCCCAGCUAUUGUACCCAUGUGGUGUACACCUUUGCCGGAUUAAACUUGGUCGGAGGCGUGGAUUCACUGGAUUACUACAACGACAUCAAUGUGAACAAGGGCUACGAAAAGAUUGUUCAGUUAAAAGAGGAGAAUCCUUGUCUUAAGGUAAUUCUAGCGAUUGGUGGUUGGAAUGAGGGCUCGGAGAAGUACUCUUUGAUGGCUGAAUCUGAGGAAACGAGAAACGCUUUCGCUGAUCACGCCCUUCGAUAUCUGGUUCAAUUUGGUUUCGAUGGUCUCGAUUUGGACUGGGAAUAUCCUACAAUGAGAGGUGGACUCCCAGAGGACAAAGAAAAUUUCGUUCUUCUGCUAGAAGCACUGCGCGCCAAGUUUCAACAUCGUAAGAAACUUCUCACUAUCGCUAUGAGCGGUUCCACCAGUGUAAUUCAGGAAGCUUACAAUCUAACAGCAAUUUGUGAGUUAUUAGAUUUCAUCAAUCUAAUGGGCUACGACUAUAGUCUGAGAACAAAAACCAGCGUAGAUGCACCUCUGUACUCUGAUACAACGACUAGAUCCGAAUCAGUCGACAGUGCCAUCUCGUUCGUACGUAAAAGUGGGUGUCCGCUGGCCAAAAUCAAUCUUGGCAUCCCAACCAUGGCUAAGACGUACACUCUUAAACCGGAAACUGCUGGUCGUGUGUCCCCGGGAAGCGAUGUAAAAGGACCUGGUAGACCCGGACCAUAUACCAAGAAUGCUGGAGUUCUGGGUUAUAAUGAGCUAUGCGAAAUGUUGAACGAUGGCAAAUGGAACGUCAAACCAAUGAGGAAUGUUGGAGUAAAGAUAGCUGCCCUGGAUGAUCAGUGGGUUACCUAUGACGAUCGGGAGACGGUUGCGGAGAAGGCGCAAUAUGCUAAGGACAAGGGACUUGGAGGGGUGAUGUUUUGGACGGUCGACACCGAUGAUUUUCAUGGAGACUGCCACAAUGAGGCAUACCCGAUGCUAUUGGCAGCUAACAAAGUAUUUAAAUACGUUUAGAAACAACCAUUUGCAACAGAUGAGGUAGUCAAAGCAAUGAAAUAAAUGCGUUCACAGUUCUGUUAUCUGUAGUAUAUUAGCGUCCCAAAAUAUGUAGAUAACGAAACAUAGAAAAUUAAUAUUAAUUUGGGCUCCAAAUUGGCAAUGUACCGAUAAUAGUUUUCUUAUUUAAAAAAAACUCCAUUGUUCGAAGUAUCAGUAGCGGGAGUCUAUGAUUACUUGAUAAUAUUUUUAACACAUCUUUUCCUUACUUUUAAAUGCAUGGAAACAAAAAAAAAGAUUUACAAGCUGGUAGGUGGUUCAACAAAUAGGAGAAUUGGAUCAAUAAGCCAUAU
Messenger RNA from Topomyia yanbarensis, 1610 nucleotides. Its product is annotated as probable chitinase 2. The transcript is spliced from 5 exons. Gene Ontology annotation, cellular component: extracellular region. Gene Ontology annotation, molecular function: chitinase activity; chitin binding. Lineage: Eukaryota; Metazoa; Arthropoda; Insecta; Diptera; Culicidae. The record is from RefSeq and is a predicted model, not a curated record. The coding region runs from base 106 to 1275 and encodes 389 amino acids. Gene Ontology annotation, biological process: carbohydrate metabolic process; chitin catabolic process.